AACGCUCAGGGAGAAACUGCCGUAUUCACCGCCCAUCGCGCCUAGGGAGAAGCCGAGGCUGCAAAGCACUGGCAGAUAGUGAUGAAGGGUUUCGAGAAAUUCUCAUUGCCGUGUGAUGAUGCGCGUCAUGAUGGUUCCCAAAGAUUCCGACGCGGCAGCAUAGUCCAAGGCAAACCCUAGGCCGUUCCCCACCUGUAUUUAACCAAAUUUAAUAGAGCGCAUAAAAGCUAUCAUGUUAUAUGGCCCUUACAGAAUGCGGGCCUUAAGAUGCCGGUCCUGCAGCGUGGUCCUAUGUAGGCCCUUCUGAGCCGAAAGAAAAGCAGGCCAAGUGUUACAUCCCUCUGUAGCAACCAUCCCCAUCGCAAUCCGCCAUGCCGGCUUUAAGAUGCCGAUGCUGCAGCGCGGUCCUCCGCAAGCCGUCCGCCGCGCUGCUGUGCCAGCCGUGCAAGGUGGUGGGGUCGGGGGGGACCGUGCACGUGCGGCCGGGCGUGUGGCGGCUGGCGCAGUGGCGGGUGAACAACUGGCGGGUGCAGUUCGGCCGGAUAAGGCACCUCCAGGAGCUCGCGGAGGAGAUUCAGAGCCGCGGGCUGCUGCUGAUCAUCGCGGUGGUCGUUCUGGCGUAUGCCAUGUCACUGACCAGCUCGUCCUUCCUCCUCAACGUGCCGGUGGCCCUCGGGAUCCUCGCUGCUGCUCGCUGGCUCAUGCUCGAGCUGCAGGCGCGAGCCAAUGCCAGCCUGCCACGUGUGCACUACGAGCAGGUGCAGGUCCCCUUCAAGCCAGUCUCGCACGGCGAUGCCCUCCCCUGGCCGUCUGAACCGCUAGGGCUAGCGCUGGUGGGGUCGCCGCUGGUGGAAGCUUCUCUUGACGACUUCGUGCGCUCCAUUAUCAAGGACUUCGUGACGGGGCAGUUCUACGCGUACCUGACGCCAGACCGGGAGAUGCCGGAGGAGCUGCGCUGCCUGCUGCUCGCCGUGCUGGGGGAGGUGGCGCGCCGGGGCAAGAAGGUCAACCUCGUCGCACUGCUCACAAGGGACGUGGUGGGUGCGGUUGUGGGGGCGGUGGAGCAGUACCAGCGCACGUGUGCGGACAUCGGCGAGGGGCAGUGGGGGCGCCUGGCACCUGUGGAGAGGGAGGAGCGCCUCAAGCACACCAUGGGGGCGUCGGGCGACCUGCACCCCGCAUGCCUCUCCCUCGAGUGUGAAUACAAGGUGGUGCGCAAGCUAGUGGCAGGGAUGCUGGCGUUGGUGCUGCCGCCCAGUGACGCGCAGAGCAAGGUGGUGCGCAGCUUGGCCCGGGAGCUGCUCUCCUGCUGCGUGCUGCUGCCUGCGCUCAAGCAGGCCAACCCCCGGGUGAUCAAUGACGCCAUUCUCUCCUUCCUCGAUCCGCAGCCCGCCUCUGCCACGUCACAACCACCCUCUGCAGCUUCAGCCGCUGCUGCCGCCUCUGCCCCACCACAAGCCUCGGCUGCAGCAACAGCAGCCACUGCAGCAGCGGCAGCGGCAGCGAUAGCAGCAGCUGCAGGGACGUCAGGUGCGGGAGGAACAGGAGUGUCAGGUGGGGGAGGAACAGGAGUGUCAGGUGGGGGAGGAACAGGAGUGUCAGGUGGGGGAGGAACAGGAGUGUCAGGUGGGGGAGGAAGAAGCAGGGGCGGCAGAGGUGUAGGGCCGGCAGCAUCACCUCCGAUUUUCGCUGCUUCUGUGUCUCCUCUGGGCUCUGCUGCUGCUUCUCUUCAGCAGCAGAGGCAGCAACACCAACAGCAGCGGCAGCAGAGUCAGCCGCAUGAGCAAUCGCAGCAACAAUUCACGUCCCAGCAAGGGCAGAUGCAGGGGAUGGGCUCCCGGAUGGGCGCCUCCCUGAGAAGACGAAUCCCUCGCAGCCGCAGCAGGCGAAUGAGGGCCAUGGGAUCGCCCAGUGCAGGUACAUUUGGGGGAGGUUCACCUAGCGCAGGUGGCACGCUCGGGGGAGGUGCAUUCAGGGGAGGUGGAUAUGCGGCAGGCGGCGCACAUGGCAUGGGUGGCAGAAGGAGCAGCAGCAGCAGCAUGCGGCGGCGUGCUGUGCUGGGGUUGGGGGGAGACAGUGCGGGGGAUGAUGACAGCUUUGCGGAGGGGAACAGCGAUGGCGUGGCGGGGAUGGGGUUCAGUACAGACGAGGAGGAUGCACAGAUUGCGGAAAGCAGAGCGCCUCAUGGUAAGCUGCAGGGGGAUAAGCCAGAAGGGGGCAGGCAUGGGGAGGGCGCAGGGCACAGAGGCCGCCAUCAGGCCGCGGCUCCUGAAGUGGGAGCAGCAGGCUCCUCUCAGGUCGCAGCUCCCCAGAAACCGCCUCCCCAGGAUAAGCCUGCCCAGGGCAGGCUGGCUGCUGGGCUGCUGCAACCUAUGAGCGCGUCCUCGUCCCUGGCCUCCCUCGCCCCUCAGUUAAUCGCUGCCACGCCUCUCCCUCUCCGCCCCUCUGGCCCCUCUGGUGGGUCAGGGGUAUUUGGGGGCUUAGAGGGGUCUGCUGCUGGUUUCUCUGGCAGUCAAGGCACGUUGAGCAGCAGUGGGGAGAGGCACGGGGGUCCUGCUGUCUGCCCCCCUGCUUCGUGCCCGCUUGAUUCUUCUUUCUCUGCUGAGCCUGCACCUGGUGCGGCUCCCGCUCUCCCUCCCCCUCCUCAUGCUGCCUCUGGUCCUUUUGGUGAAAAGGUUGGAGGCGCUUCUGUGGCGGCUGCUGCUGAUAGGCCAAGCCGGCCGGGGGGAGGGGAAAGGGGGCAUGGUGGGGAAAAGCUAGGGUGGGGGAGGAAGGAUGCGGUGUUUGGCAGGGUUAAGAGUGAGCCACACGAGGGGGGUGGGAGUGGGGGCAGUCGUCAAGGGGGGGACAGCCAAGGGAGGGAUGGAAGUGGGAUGAGCAAGGUCGAUGGCGUGCGGUUACAGGGUGACGACGAGGACUUUGCGCAGGCGUUACGGCGUUACGAGCAGCGACAGCUGCAGGUGCUGGACAGCGAGCAGAUUGACGACCUCUGGUACACCGAUGGGGUGCACCUGCACAGGAACAAGCGAGUGGUUACCAACGACAGCACGCAAGUGAUAGAUGGGAGCAACAGCAAGCAACAGCAGGUGGUUUACUACGGCAACAGCGACAGCAACAGAUGGGUUGUUCCUAAGGAGGAGCAAGCAGUCCUUGCAGAGAGCCAGCAGCAGCAGGCAUUACCACCCCGACCACUGCCUCCUCCUCACCCUGGGACCACACAAUGGGACGCAGGCACAGGGGUCGCCUCCCAGCAGGUUGCCCCGCCGCAGUCACAUGAGUCAAGCAGAAGCAGCAAGAGAGGCCGUGAGAGGGGUGGGGUGGGGCAAGUGGCGGAGAGGGGCGGCAAGGGGGGUAUGAAGGGGCAGGGAGCUGCAUUGAGAGGGCCGGAUGCGGAUAGGAGGUGGCAGGGGCUGGGAUGCGAUGAGUCCAGGGAAGCUGCUGCAGGUAGAGCAGGCAGCGCUGCUGGCAGUGGUGCUGGUAGUGGUGCUGGCAGUGGUGGUGGUGACAGGUUUGGUGGUGGUGGAAGAAAGGGGAAGAAUGAGAAUGUAAGGGAGAUGUUGUGGGAGUCUCUUUGCUCAAAUGAGGAGCCUGGUAAUCUGAAGAGAUUCUCUGGUGGCGGUAACACUGCUGGAUGUGGUAACCGCAGCGGAGGCACGCGGGGUGAGCGAUGGAGCGAGGAGCUGGAGACAGGGAUGGCGGUGCGCGGCCUCGGGUUUCUGGUGGAGAAGACGCCAGGGACGAUGCAGAUGAUGCAGCGCAAGGGCGGUGGGGGCGCGGGGGGAGGGGGGGGAGGAGAAUCAGGAGCGGAUGCAGCAUUGGCUGGAGGAAGAAGGUUGGCCCUCUCUCCUAUUGACGAAGCUGGAAGGCUGAGGCAGGGAGUGAAUCCAAGCACAGGCGCAAAGGCGGUCUCAGGGACAGGAUCAUCACUGUCACAGUCCCAGUCUCAAGGGGGCUGGGCGGGUGUGUGGGCCACAGGUGCGUUCUGGUCGUCUACAGCAGCAGCUCCGGCUGCAGCCACAGCGACUGCAGCCGCAGCAACUACUGCAGCAGCGAAAGGUGCAGCCGUGGUGGUUGGUGAGGCAGACAGAACCCAAGCCGAGAUGAGGCCCAAUGCGGGGCCAGCAGCAGCAGCAACAUGGCUGAGCCUCAUAGGCGCUGGGCCCAGGUCGGACCCAGGUGCCAGAGCAGCAGCAGGUGUAGGUAGUGACAGGGCAGGGGCUGCAAGCACGGGGGCUGGGCGAACUGGGGCUGGGGUAAUACGGUCAGGGGUGGGGCCUGGGCGGGGGAGUUCGGCUACAGGGGCAGCGUGGCACGCGGGCUCUGCCUCGCAGGGGGAUGGAGGUGGGGAUGAUGCCAGGUCGGUUCUCUCUGCGGCUGCUGCCACUGCUGGAUGGGUGGAGAGGAAUCUAGCAGCGUUUGGGCUUACUGGGGCGUUUAGGAUGGGAGUAGGUGGAGUGGGGGGUGGGGGUGAGAGAGGGGGGACGGGAGGGGCGAGAGUGGGGGAGGUGAGGGGAGUGGGUGGGGGUGGGGAUGAUCGGGUGCUGAUGGUGGAAGCAGCAGAGAGGGACCCGCUGAGUGUGGUGCAGCAAAGAGGGGAGCAAGGGGAGCUAGGUGGGGAGAGGGAAGGGCGGAAGGGGGAGAAACAGGAAGAGGGGCAGCAGCAGGUGCUGCAGGGAUGGCAUGGGGGUGGGGAGAGGGUGAUUGGAAGCAAGGCGACGGUGUAUGGAGAUGCGUUUGGGGAGGUGAGAUGGAGAGCAGGAGCGUUCCUAGACUUGGACGGUUUGGCGAUGGAAGAAGGGGAAGAGGAGGACGAGGAGGACGAGGAGGGGGAAGGUGGGGGCGUGCUGUUGAGUGCACGUGUGAAGGGGCGUGGUAAGAGGCGUGCAUGGGACGGCCCUGCUGCUCCCAUUGGCGAGGGCAGGGACCCUGUCGAUGAGAACGGACAAGGGCCAGGGUUGCGGCCUCCUUGGUUGCUGGAGAGUGAGUGGCUGCAGCAGCAGCAGCAGCGGCGGGAGGAGGAGCAGGCGCAGCUGGAGAUGCAGCAGUACCUGGGCAUGGGGGCCGUGAGGGGAGCUGGGGCCAUGGGCGAGGGGGGCAAGGGCCAGAGCAAGGAGAUGCGGGCGUUUGGGGAGGGCUGUGAGGGCCGGCAGAUGCACGCUCAGAUCGUAGGGGCGUUCUCAGCGGAGUCGAGGGGCGAGGCCAUUGUGGGUUACUCCAUUGCUGUCACUGGCCUCGAUGGUUCUGCAUGGAUCGUCAGGCGCAGGUACCGCAACUUCUGGCAGCUGCACCAGCAGCUGAAGCGGCGCAGCCCGUCAGCAUGCAGCCUGCAGCUGCCGCCCAAGCGGUUCUUCCAUGGCGGGCGGGACGAGGAGCUCAUCCGGCAGAGGCUGCUGCAGCUGCACGCUUAUGUCAAGGGCAUCAUGGCUCGAGAGGAGCUGGCCACAUCACCAGAGGUUAUCGACUUCCUUGCCCCCGACUCCAAGGCCUUUGAUUCCAGCAUCACCAUUUCAAAGUCCAUCUCUUUCGCUGUGAGUGUGGAUGAAGUGGCAGACGACACGCAGUGGCAACGCGUCAGAAGCACAUCCCAGCUGCAGCUGCUCUCCUCCAUUGCUACUAACGGGGAUGACACCAGCUCUAUUGUUACUCCCCCUCACUAUAGUCACCAUCCCUCUCGACCAAACAGCAGCAGCCACAUGGCACGAGAGGAAGCAGCUAGGAAGCGGGCCGGUAGAGGAGAAUAUGAGGGUACUGGUAGAGUGAGGAGUGGGGAGGGGGAAGGAGGAGGAAGGGGCAGUAGGGGUGGUCAAACGGGGCAAGGGGGGCGAGCAGAGGGGGGGUUGUUUAAAGGAGAGGGACGUCCGUCUACUGUGUGGGAGGCAGCAGGGGAGUGGUCACAUGGGGGUGAGGGUGGGGUGUUGGGAGCAGACAGGGGGGAUGCUUGGGCUGGCCGGGAGAUCCGCAGUGAGGGAGGGAGGAGAGGGGUUGGGGGGGGAUUGAAGAGCCAUGCGGGGCCUGCACGGGGUGGAAGCAUGAGGGAUGGAGGUGUGGGGAUGGAGGGGGAGAGGGAGGAGGAGAGGGAGGGGGAGAGGGAGGAGGAUGUGGAUGAUGUGUUGAGCUAUGGCUCCAGGCAGAGCCUGGGAGGCCUGGAGUACGCUCUGCAGAGAGCACAGGGGGGAGGGGUGCAGGCAGGAAGGCAAGGGGACAGGAGAAGGGAAGGGAAUGGAGGGAGCAGUGGGGGUUCACGGUUGACGCAGCAGCAGGAUGGCAGUUUGAGUGAGAGCUCUGGGGAUGGCUUGGAUGGAGGCUCGGGAGAGGGCUGGGAGCAACAGGAGUGGCAAGGAGGGAGGAGCGGUGCAGAAAGUGAGGAUGAGGAGCAGGGCGCUGAUGGUGGCAGGGUGGGGGCAGGAGGAGAGGCAUCGUUUAGAGGGGGGGAGAGAGGAGGGGAUGGUAGUAGAGAGGGUGUGGCACGCAUGGCUGAUGGGGACUUGGGGGGGGGUGAAGCGCCAGCAGGGUUUAUGGAGAAUGAUGAUGGCGAUGACGGUGGGGGUGAGGUGGAGGAGGAGGGGGGGGGUGAGGUGGGGUUGCCUGCAGGCGGCUCACAUGCAGCAAUGGAGGGAGGGGCCUUGGAAAGGGAAGGAGCUGUGGAAGGGCGUGAUGAUGGGAGGACUGGCCUCGGGAGUGGACAAGAGGCCACGGUUCCUGCUGAUUGGACGGCUGCCAAGCUCAGUGCGCCGCUGCUGCGCCUGGUGGAAGUGCUGUUGCACCUCGACGACCAUGGCUGGAUCAGGCGUCAGGUGGUGUGGGUGGCGCGCCAGGUAUUGGAGCUGAGUAUGGGGGAUGCCAUUGACGACUUCCUGCUUUCGCAGAUCCAGAAGCUGCGCACCGAAGCCACUGUGGCCACCAUCAUUCGCUCCCUGCACCAGAGGUUGUGGCCGGAUGGCAUAUUCUACUCGCGCCACCCGAAUUACCGGGCCACUAUUGCAGCCUCCAACUCCCGCGCGGGCGCCUCUGCUCCUGCUGUUUCUCGUCCCGACCCUCUCGGGCUCAACGUCCCUCCAGAGUCCUUUCAGCAGCGACUGGAAGCUGCUGACAAGGCAGCUAGAGUUCAUCAGCUUUUGCUUGAAAUGGCACCGGCUUCGAUUGUUCCGCUAAUUGGUUUGAGGCACUACCAACGAUCAGUUUCGGACCUCUUCAGCUUUGUGCAGUCACAGGUGUGUGUAAAGCAACUGGCACAUACACUAGUGGAAGUUGUGAUUCUAGCUCUGUUUCCAGAGUUGCACGUCGUUGUUGCUGAAAUCCGCCAUGGCCUUAUCUAAGCCACAAGGUUUCAAGGCUUUCCAUUCCAUCCACCCAUGCCAUGAAGCACAUCU
Closterium sp. NIES-67 is the source of this 7370-nucleotide messenger RNA. The record is from the annotation of a GenBank genome assembly. NCBI's taxonomy places the organism in Eukaryota, Viridiplantae, Streptophyta, Zygnematophyceae, Desmidiales, Closteriaceae.